Fusarium musae is the source of this 1674-nucleotide messenger RNA. RefSeq lists its product as uncharacterized. The record is from RefSeq and is a predicted model, not a curated record. NCBI's taxonomy places the organism in Eukaryota, Fungi, Ascomycota, Sordariomycetes, Hypocreales, Nectriaceae. The transcript has 5 exons. Gene Ontology annotation, cellular component: membrane. Bases 1 to 1674 code for a protein of 557 amino acids. Gene Ontology annotation, molecular function: transmembrane transporter activity. Gene Ontology annotation, biological process: transmembrane transport.
AUGCAUCAAGACCAGCAACAAAGCCUUUUUCAGGCCCGCAUUAUAGCCAGCGUUGCAGCUACCAUCUUGUCCCUAGCUUGUGGUACCAAUGUCGGUCUCCUUCUAGCAGCUGUACCAUUCUUGAGUGAGUAUGUCUACUCAGCUUGGGCUCCGCAAUUCGCGGAGCGACUCAAGUUGUCGUCUACAGAGAGUAACCUGAUCGGCCUAGCUGGCAACCUGGGAAUGUACACCUUGGGAAUGCCCAUCGGUAUAUUCGUUGACCAUCGUGGUCCUCGGCCUGCUGUUCUUGGUGGAGCUAUAUUCAUGCUCUUUGGCUACUUUCCGCUACAUCAAGCCUACCAUCGUGGAUCAGGAUCAGUCAUGUUGAUGUGUCUCUUCUCUUAUAUGACCGGCUUAGGUGGUUGUAUGGCAUUCGCUGCUGCUGUCAAGACGUCUGCUCUCAAUUGGCCCAACCAUCGGGGAACCGCCACAGCCUUUCCUCUGGCCGCCUUUGGUCUAAGUGCCUUCUUUUUCUCAUUCAUUGGCGCAGUAUUCUUCCCCGGUGACCCCAGUGCUUUCCUUGAGCUUCUUGCUUGGGGCACGUUUGGCCUUACUUUUGGAAGCUUCUUCUUCCUCAAGGUUCAUCACGAGCAAGCUGAGUACGAGGCUGUACCUGCUUCGGACGAAACCCCAAGUCUUCCAUCUACCGACUCCCAACAACUCCGACCAGGCUCCUCCGACGAACCAAAGCCCUACCGCUCGUCCCGGGCGGAGGACGAACCCGCAGCCUCAUCAACCGCCCCCGCCGACGCCCCAGAUCCGACGGGCUCUCCUGGAAUAUCAUUUGCGCCUGAAUUUGGCCUUGUGGUCGCCCCCGAGAACCCCGAAGACCUCGAGGUUGGCGAGACGUCCCCCCUGAUAUCUCGAUCCGGACAGCCCCCUCUUAGAAAUUGCGAUAUUAAUAGCGGUGGAUCUCAUCAUGUAGACAUCCGGGGUCUUGCUCUCGUGCGCAGUGUCAGUUUUUGGCACCUUUUUGUCAUCAUGGCUAUUUUGGCUGGUGUUGGUCUCAUGACCAUCAACAACAUCGGCAACGACGCCAAGGCUCUUUGGAAACACUAUGACAAAAAUGUCACUGACGAAUUUCUCGUUCAUCGGCAACAAAUGCAUGUAUCGACUCUCUCUAUUUGCAGUUUCUUGGGUAGACUAUUGAGCGGCGUGGGUUCGGACUUUUUGGUGAACAAGCUUCACGCCAGCAGGCUCUGGUGUCUUGUCGUCGCUUGCACAGUCUUCAUCUUCGCUCAAGUGUGCGCAUUGAACAUUGAGAAACCGCAACUCCUUGGGCUGGUCUCGGGCCCAUCAGGACUUGCCUAUGGCUUCCUAUUCGGUGUGUCUCCUUCUCUCGUCGCCGAAAUGUUUGGUGUUCGGGGAUUAAGCCAGAACUGGGGCUUCUUGACCAUGGCUCCCGUUAUUUCGUCCAACAUUUUUAAUAUUUUUUAUGGCAAAAUCUAUGAUCAGCAUAGUGUCGUUGGACCAGACGGUGAACGUUUCUGCUCAGUUGGACUCGAAUGCUAUCGCUCCGCUUACUGGGUCACCCUCAUCUCCUGCUGCGCGGGAACGGGCAUCACUCUUUGGGCGAUCCGUCACCGACAUAACAAAUAUCUAAGAGCAAUGGACAAGGGUGACGAAGAGGAUUAG